This is a messenger RNA of Aphis gossypii (cotton aphid), 2025 nucleotides long. Its product is annotated as dihydrodiol dehydrogenase 3-like. Gene Ontology annotation, molecular function: aldose reductase (NADPH) activity. Bases 829 to 1950 code for a protein of 373 amino acids. Gene Ontology annotation, cellular component: cytosol. The record is from RefSeq and is a predicted model, not a curated record. The transcript has 7 exons. Lineage: Eukaryota; Metazoa; Arthropoda; Insecta; Hemiptera; Aphididae.
AUUUAAUAGUAUACAAGUAUUUAUUGAAUGGCUUUGUGGAUGGAUCUCCUAUCAUUUUAUAGCUUGUGAUAGUUACAAUAUAAUUCAUAACAAAUACGAAUGUUAUAAUAGUUAAAUAGUAGUAUAAUAUAAUCUUUAUUUUUUUUAUCACCGUUUAAGUAUAUUAUAUCCUUAUUAAAAAAAAUCAUGAUCACCUGGCGUUUUAGUUCACUAUGGGUUUUCGUGAAACUAUAUGAGUUACGGUGUAUAAUAUCAUAAUAUGGUUAGGUUGAUGUAUCUGGCAGUAGUUAUGUAGCGUAGUGCGUAAGUUAUAGAUGGAUAAAAACGGGUAGUUCGUGACUAAAGCGUUAAAUCGCGGAGCACGAAUCACAAAAAAUACGUUUGUAUUUCGCAAUCGUAUUUAGUAAGGUACAAGUUUUUUUUUUAUUGUUAUUGUAGAUCGCGAUCAUUAUUAUUAUCGUAAUUAUAUUAUAAACUGUCGUUUCGCAGUUCGAAACACACCACCACCGUGGUCGUCGUCGGACCGAUAUCGAAAAGUAAACAGAGAUCACGUAUAAAACACAUCGGUAAGCGGUCUGAAAUAUUUGAAUCGAAUUAUUAACCAGAAACGGGACGAUACUGUGCAUUAUAAUAACUGUUGGAGUGGAAUAAGUUAAUGAAUUGCCUCCACGGAAGAAAAUACACCUGGGAAUUGCAUCGGGCUCGACGACUAUAACAAUACUACGCAAAUUCAGAAGUCAACCAUCUUUUUUCGCAUACAAGUGCGUGCUCAUAAAAGAGACGUUUUAAUUUAAAUUUAAUCGCGCGUUAAAAAUAAUCACCAUUAAAAUGUAUAUUACUGCUGUAGCAGUGUGGUCGGAUAGUAGCAGUAAUAUGGUUAUUAUUGCCAUUAUUGUUAUUAUACUAAAACUAUACUAUAGUAAUAAUAUUGAACUGAUAUCGCCGAUUCACGAUAAAAACGACCGAACGUUUCCAGAAAAAAAGAGGAAUAACCAAUCGAAAUUCCUAUUCAGAAACCUUUUCGUCCUCAGAAGUCAGUCGUUUACUGUGAUGUACAUUGCUACAGGACUUGAACUAGAAAAAUCUUUAAAUAUAGCUCUGGAAACUGGUUAUAGGUUCAUCGACACAGCCAUUGGUUACAACAAUGAACCAAUUAUCGGAAAAGUUUUGAAUGAAUGGAUAUCAGCUGGUAAAGUGACUAGAGACGAAUUAUUCAUCCUAACUAAACUUCCGUGUUAUGGAAAUCGACCUGAAGAUGUAGAUAAAUUUAUUAAACAAUCACUACACGACUUACAGCUAGAUUAUAUUGAUAUGUAUCUGGUACACCUUCCAAUUGGUCUUUUUAAAAAUGGUAAAUCUGAGUACAGUGAGAUGGAGUUAGAUAAAAGCACGGAUCACCUAAAAAUUUGGAAGAAAAUGGAGGAACAAGUGCACAAUGGCCGUACGAAAUCGAUCGGUUUGUCGAACUUCAAUAUUAAACAAACACAAAGGAUAAUAGAUAAUUGCAAAAUUAGACCCGAUAGUCUCCAGAACGAAAAUCAUUUGUACUUUCAAUCUCCAGAUGUAGUGGAAUUUUGCAAACAUAAUGGUAUAAUCUUAAUCUCAUACUCGAGUCUGGGCAUGAAAGCAUUUAGAGAAGCAGCGGGAUUAUCUUGGAACAAUAAACAGUUACCAGAAAUGUUGGAGAACGAUGUAUUGGUCAAGAUAGCAAAAAAGCAUAGCAAGACUCCAGCUCAGGUGUUGUUGCGGUUUAUCAAUCAAAAAGGUAUAUCUGUCAUACCCAAAAGCACGUGCCCACGACGAAUAAUGGAAAAUUUUCAAAUUUUCGAUUUUAAAUUGAAUACGGAAGACAUGGACGCUCUACGCAAUCAAGACGAUGGGGAAGCAGGCCGUAUCGUACGAUUUCAAAUGAUUAAAAAUAUUGAAGAUCACCCAGAAUAUCCAUUUUGAUCCUGUAUAGAUAAUUAAUUGUCUUUAACACAAAGUAUUUAUAAUUUCUGAAUAAAAAUAAUAAAAUGUAGUCAA